GAUCAUUCUUGGAAGCAUGAACGUCGUGGCGACGUCCAUCUCGGGGCGCAGCGUGCAGAUGGUCGUGAGCGACGCGGGCGACCAGGUCGUGUGCGUUGAGCGCUCCUUCGCCGCCCUCGAAGGCCUCCACGCGAGCCUCGUCACCGCUUGCGACAGCAUCCCGAGCUUCCCGCUCUUCCCGGGCAUGCCCACGGACGCUGCGCUCACGCACCUCUGCGCCGAGCUCAACGACUACUUUGCACAUGGGUCUGUGAAGGCGAGCGCCGAGCUCCACGCGCUCCUGGCCGACGACCUAUGCCAUGGCACGGGGCACAUGACCGCGAUCGACUUUCUCCUGCAGCCCUUCGAGUACGAAAAGGUGGUCAUUCCGCGCGGCUCCAAGCACGACGUGCAGCUGCAAGUGACCAACAGCAGCCAAGUGUUGGUGUGGAAGUUUGAGGUCGAAGACUUUGACAUUGACUUCAACGCCGACUUUCACGUGCCCACGCCCAUGUACACAGAGGUCUUCCACGCGACGACGCGGUACCAAACCACCGUCAAGCCCGUCGAAGGCAUGUACCGCUGCCCAAAGCCGGGCGUGCUUACGCUCUCAUGGGACAACACGUACUCUCGCCUCCGCGGAAAGACCGUGCAUUUCGUCGCCCACGUGGUCGAGAAGAGCUCGAUGGAGUCGGCGCUUCUCGCCGCCGACGCCUUGACCCACGCGCUGCAAAAUGGACCAACGAGCAACUUUCUGCACAAGAAGGCGCUGCCAACACCAACACCCAUGUCGUCGCCGGCACUCGCGUCGCUUCUACCGCGCUACGCCCUCAGCAGCAUGCCAUCCUUGGACCUCAAUGGCCACUGGCUCGUGUCCGGCCUUGUGAGCACCACCAUGGCGACCGCCUCCAAGCUCUUUGGGUCGCGACCAGCGCUGCCACCGGCCGCCGCGCCGCCAGCGACCAAGGAUGGCGAGCCCGACUCGAUUGGCAAUAGCCUCAUGGAAGAGCUCAAUGGCCUCAACAUGCAGCUUCUUCAGCGCGUGGAGUCGCUCGAAGAUGCACUUGCGCGGCUUGCAGUCGAGCGCGACCAGGCGCUCUCCCGCGUGCAAAUGGCCACAGCACGACACGAAUCGGAGGCGGCAGUAUCGCAAGAGAAGGACGGGCGUCUCGAAGCCCUCCAGAGCGAAAUCGACCGACUGCGGCGGGAGCGACAGCAGUGGCCCGCAAUCCAAGCCGAACGGGACGCACUCUUGCUGGAGAAGCACCGCUGGGCGAUGAUUGACGAGUUUGAUACGUACGUUGACCCGCAAGACGACGCGGGUCGAGGGGAUGUAUCGCCGCCGUCGUCACCAACGUCCCAGAAACUCUCGGACGACGCGCGAAUGGCGCUCGAGAAAGAGCUCGGCCAAGCCGAAGUCGCGCUCAUCCGGCUGCGCGCGCAGCUCGGCUACUCGUUGCAGCAAGUGAUCCCCAACACACGCAUCGAGCAGCUGGCCAAGGACCUCGCCGUCGCCAAGACCGAGUACGACGCCGAGCUGAUCGAGCACCGCAACACAAUCCAAGAUCUCAACCAGCAGAUUCUCAAGUACCGCAGCCACAAGAAGGUGCUCGUGACUGAACUUCGCAACGUCAAACGCCAGACCGACGGCCAAGUCGCAGUCGCCCUCGCCGAAGCCCACGAAGCCCGCAUGGUCAACACGCGCCUCAAGCGGCAAAACGAGCUGCUCCUGAGUCAAAUGCGAUCUCUUGUCGAUGCGACGGCGCCUGUCGCGACGCCCGCGCCAGUCGAUGUGCCGACAACGCUGACGGCCCAAGACCUGGCGAUGCUCAAUGGCGAGCCGUAUACACCGGCGACGGCGAAGGCGACGACGGCAACACAGCGCGCGAAUCUUCGCCCGAACCCGUUCCGAGAAAAAUUGACGGCGUUCUUCACAGAGUACGACCCGGCGCAGCUGGAGCACGUGGAAGAGAUGCUCGAGAGCUACCGCGGGGUCGAGGCGUCGCUGCUCGAGUCACUCGAGCUCAAGUACCGCUUCCAGGAACUCAACGCCGCGUACCAGGGCGAGCUCAUGUAAAGUCAACUUGAUAGUUUUCGCUUGCAAUGAAUAUCCGGAUACGUACACCAUUCAUGUAUAUAACCCAAG
Molecule: messenger RNA, 2125 nt
Organism: Saprolegnia parasitica CBS 223.65
Lineage: Eukaryota; Oomycota; Saprolegniomycetes; Saprolegniales; Saprolegniaceae
Exons: 15
Coding region: 17-2056 (679 amino acids)
Cellular component (GO): cytoplasm
Source: RefSeq, a predicted model, not a curated record